CAUCCGGUAGAAUAUCUGUCUCAUUGUUCUAUCUGUGGCUCAAUGGUUCCCAGUUCCCAGUUGUUUCGAACGCGACAUGUCUCAAGUGUGUGUUUAAGAUCCAACCGGUGAUGUCACGCAUCUAAAUUUACAUUUGUGUAAACGGUGUAACAACAGUGUGGGAGGAGAAUCAUCAUGAAGACUCUGCUGGUGUUUGACUUUGACGACACCUUGGUGGAUGACAACAGUGACACCUGGGUCAUUCAGUGUAUCCCGGACCAAUGCCUGCCAGACCUGGUCAAGAACUCCUACCAGAAGGGACGCUGGACAGAGUACAUGGGCAGAGUCAUGUCCUAUAUAGGAGACCAGGACAUCAGCCCCGAUACAAUCCGAAGUGUGAUGGAGACAAUACCGUUUACAGAUGGAAUGAUUGAACUGUUGACGUUCAUUGUGAGUAACAAGAACGACAUUGACUGCAUCAUCAUCUCAGAUUCAAACACCGUGUUCAUCGACUGGAUACUGCAAGUGGCUGGGGUUCAAGCCGCGGUCGACCAAGUCUUCACCAACCCGGCUACGUUUGACAAGCGUGGAUACAUGGAGAUAGAAUGCUACCAUUCUCACCAGUGUAGCCAGUGCCCUGUCAAUCUGUGUAAGAGGAAAGUGCUGGCUGAUUUCCUAGCAGGGCAGUUGAAAGGAGGGGUAGACUAUCAGAGAACUUUCUAUGUAGGGGACGGAGGGAACGACCUUUGCCCUUCCAACAGUCUAAGGGAAGGAGAUGUGGUGUUCCCUAGAAAGGGGUACACCUUGGAGAGGCUGCUCUCUAGACAGAGUGCACAACAAGGAGAGGGGUCAUCCAACCCAAGAGUCAUAGGAUGGACAAGUGGAAAAGAGAUCCUGAUGGAACUGAAAGCAUGUGUUCCCCUGUAGGGAUAGUGUACAGCUCUUUCUCAUACUAAAAUAAGUGUACUUGCAACGAUAAAAAGUAUACCAAAUGCUUGAGAGGGAAGGAUUGUGAUUGUGUCUUUGUCCUGUUUUGAAAAGUUUUUGAAAAUUCUGUUUUAAAUCUGUGGGACUGUAUCACAUCACUUUCUCAGGUUCAGAUGCAAAUUAAUGUACAUCUUUGUUUUUGUCUUUAGCAAAUGUAGAGAGAAACAGAACCCAGGAGACAGAAAAGGAAAAAACGAAUCACACCUGUAAAUUACAUGUUAUAACUGUUUAUAAUCAAAUCUAUAUUCUAGGAUCUACAGUCAAUAAAAUACAUUGGCAUCACUUUUACUAGGGCACUAUCUAUGUGAAAAAUGUAUUACCAGUCCAGUGUAUUAACAGUCCAGUGUAUUACCAGUGCAAUUAUUUGUUGUCUCUACUAGGCUCUAUUCUGAGUGUUAUGAUAUAAAUGGACGGUUUCUGCUUCAGCAGUGCGGUUUCGUGGACCGUGACCCCGUCUCCCUGCCUCCCAAGAUACCCCUCUGUCUGUCCCUUGUUUGUGUCAAUACGCUGAUAGUAGGACGAGGCGCGGUGAAUGUGAUUGGUCGAACGCUGCUAUUUGCGGCUGGUAAGAUUAUCAGAGGCGCUGCUGUCUGCGGCGGAGAUGCUCUGUCACAACAGCUGAGCGCCUGCCGCGUCAACAUAAAUAGAUAACGAAACUAAAAAGCGGCAUGUCCGUUAUUUUAUAAAAGGACUGUCCGGGGUUUAUUCAAUUGGUUGGUUUCCAAGGGAAUUGCGUAUAAAUAAGGAUCUACAACAGAUGGCGUGUGAUGCCUUUUGACCCGCUCCAAACACAGAAUGCUUUAACAACAGGAUAAUAAACCACGUCGAGCAGGUAGAUAUGUGGCUAUUGUUCAGUGAACUGUGUUAAUGAUCUUCACUCGGGACUAUUUAGAUUGAAUAGUAUUCUGUCAAGUAUAUGUAGGCCUAUGUGAAUGCAUUACAUUGGGUUUUAAAUAAGACUACUAAUAGAUUACAUGAUCAAAUACUCUCUGGAUCCAUUGUAAAUCCAUGCUUACUAUCUGUGCUCAGUAAAUCGUUUUUUGCAAGGUGUUGCUGCUUACAGUAUUGCAAAAUGUUCAUUAUGCAAUGUUUUCUGUUUUAGCAAUAAACCCAAUUUGAUUCUA
Molecule: messenger RNA, 2090 nt
Organism: Salvelinus fontinalis (brook trout)
Lineage: Eukaryota; Metazoa; Chordata; Actinopteri; Salmoniformes; Salmonidae
Gene: phospho2
Product: phosphatase, orphan 2
Exons: 2
Coding region: 175-906 (243 amino acids)
Molecular function (GO): phosphatase activity
Source: RefSeq, a predicted model, not a curated record